UUCGCUCCAUACCCCAAGGCGGCAAGGCGCACUCCACUCCGCUCGGCGCUCGCUCUCUUCUCUCUCUCUCUCUCUAGGGUUUCCGCCGCCGCGAUGAGCGCCGCCAGGCCGGACCACCGGCGCCACCACCCGCCGUUCCUGCGCGACCUCUCGUCCCCCAUAUCCUCGUCGUUGCGGUUGCCUCCGGCCUCGCUCCGGCGCGAGACACAGGCCUCCACUCCGCCGCCGCCUCCCCCGCUGCUCUCCCUCGAUGACCUCUCCCACCUCUCCCCUUCCCCGCAGCCGGCCACGCCUCCUCAGGCGACGAUGACCCCGUCGCCUCCGCCGCCGCGUGGCGCCGGCCUCUUCGCAUCCCCUCUGCGUUCCAACGGCUCGCCCGCGCCCUCGGCUUGGUGGUCCCCCUCGAUGGAAGAAAAGCCCAGGGAGGGAUCGCCGAUGGAUGGCGUCAUUCAGAACCAGCAGCAGUCCCCAACGACGCCGUCGGGGCAGCAGUCGCAGCAGCAGAAGGUUGCGCUGAUCACGCUGCCUCCACCCCGGGAGGUGGCGCGGCCAGAGAUGCCCAGGGAUUCGGCGCCUGCUGCUGGCCAGGUUGACGAGGAGGAGUGGGUCACCGUUUUCGGAUUUUCGCCUGGUGAUACUAACUUGGUGCUGCGAGAAUUUGAGAAAUGUGGGGUAGUCCUGAGACACGUGCCUGGUCCAAGGGAUGCGAACUGGAUGCAUAUCUUGUAUCAGAGCCGGCAUGGUGCACAGAAAGCACUUGCGAAACAUGGGCAGCAGUUAAACAGUGUUCUUAUUAUUGGGGUGAAGCCAGUGGAUACAUGGCAGCGACUGUACCUGAAUGAGAACACCAAUGAGAACUAUCAGGGCAGUGCAACAGUCCCAUUUCCAUCACAGCCUGUAGCACCAAGCAGCUUUGCGACGAGAAACUCACUAGCACCAUUGCCUGGCAACUCGAUGCCAAAUGGCAGCUGCAGUAAGAGCGGUCCUGGUGCCUCUGGAGCCAUUGCUUCACCUUCAAAGUCCGUCUUGUCCAAAGUCAUGGACUUGAUGUUUGGCCUUUAAGUUCCACUGUUAACUCAUAUGGUGGCUACCUUUUUUUGUUAUUUUGGCAAUUCUAGGCCAAAAUGAGGAUCACUUAUCAAUGUUACAUCGAUAUUUUUUGUCACUGGCUCGCAUUGGGUAUCAAUGCAAAGGUUGUGUAUCGUGUGGCACCUGACCGUGGUGCAAACUGUAAUAGGACUCGUGGUUGCAAAUGUUGGUGGAAUCGACUCAUUGGUGGAUGUUGGUGGAAUCAACUCAUUGGUGGCAAAUGUUCUGGUCUUCUGGAGCCAUUCUUCUCUGUGACAA
This is a messenger RNA of Panicum hallii, 1347 nucleotides long. RefSeq names its product nuclear pore complex protein NUP35-like. Gene Ontology annotation, cellular component: nuclear membrane; nuclear pore nuclear basket; nuclear pore central transport channel. The coding region runs from base 94 to 1062 and encodes 322 amino acids. Lineage: Eukaryota; Viridiplantae; Streptophyta; Magnoliopsida; Poales; Poaceae. The record is from RefSeq and is a predicted model, not a curated record. The transcript is spliced from 3 exons. Gene Ontology annotation, molecular function: structural constituent of nuclear pore; phospholipid binding; single-stranded DNA binding. Gene Ontology annotation, biological process: NLS-bearing protein import into nucleus; nuclear pore organization; regulation of DNA-templated transcription.